AUGGCCUCUCUAGAACCCCGCCGUCGACCGAGAGCUCGGUUCGAAGAAGAGAACGACGAAUCUUCACUAUCGGAAUCGCCGAAACGGCAACGGCUUGAUACAAAUGGAACCUUAUCGGAUGAGGACGGGAAUGAUCAAAGUGACGAUGGUGAUUUGCCGCGGGGACGGGUUAAGAGUUCACCUAGUAGCACAGGAGAAUUUCAAACUGGUGCUAUAGUCAGAGUUUUGGUCGAGGAUUUCGUUACCUACGAACAUGCCGAGUUCAAUCCUGGCCCAAAUCUCAACAUGGUCAUCGGCCCUAACGGCACUGGCAAGAGUUCCCUAGUAUGCGCAAUCUGCCUUGGUUUAGGUUUCCACCCGAGACAUCUCGGCCGGGCAAGCAACUUGGGAGAGUUUGUAAAACAUGGGAAAGAGACUGCUAUAGUGGAGAUCGAAUUACAAGGCCAACCAGGCGAGCUAUCCAACCAUGUAAUUCGACUACAGAUCCGUAAAGAAGACAACAAGACGAAGUGGUGGAUUAAUGGGAAAGAGAGUACACAUAGUGCUGUUAAGGCCCUUACGAACAGUUUGCGCAUUCAAAUCGAUAACCUAUGCCAAUUUCUGCCUCAGGAUAGGGUUGCCGAAUUUGCCGGUCUCACUCCUGUACAACUUCUCCACGAGACCCUACGAGCUGCUGCGCCCGAAGAGAUGAUCACUUGGCACAACCAACUGAAGGAGCUGCACAAGAAACAUAAAGAGGUCAAAGGUAGACUUGAUGCGUGCGCCGAGACUUUGAAAGGUCACGAGACACGCCAACAAGGAUCGCAGGCCGACGUAGAUAGAUUGCGGGAAAGAGAAGCAAUCCAGAAGAAGAUACAAGACCUCCAGAGCGCCCGCGCUAUUGCUGAAUAUAACCAUCUUCGUCGCAUGGUAACCGAAGCGAAGGAAAAAACCAGAGAGGCUACAAACAGGCUGCAAGAGCUGGAACAAGCCUGUGGACCUGCCUUGCAGGCUGUUAAUCGAAAGCAAGAGUAUCGGCAACGGAUCGAGGCCGUAGUCGCAGAGCGAAAGAACGCGCUGAAGCAUGCCGAGAGCGCAUGUGACCGACUUAUGCAAAAUCUCGAAGCACAGGAAGAACAAAUCAAGCAUCUCCAAAAUAAGAAGAAUGCGGAGGAAGGAUCUCAUAGCUCCAAGAGAGCUGAUCUUGGGAAAAUUCGCAGAACAAUCACGGAUCUCGAGGCUAAACUGCAGAAUAAGCCACCCGAGUUUGUUGCUUCUGAUUGGAAUCAGAGAAUCCGGCAACAAGAGCAUAUAAUGCGCGAGAAUGAAGCAGAGAGGCGUACAUUGCGCGAGCAGUUUGACGAGCUGAAGACUCGAAGUAAUAGGCAGAGACAAGAGAAGGAGCAGCGUGAGAAGGACUUAGCAGCACUAAACUCCCAAGAGGGUCAGAAGCUUGUUCAUCUAAGAAAGGUCCACCCAGAUGCCGCAAAGGGCUGGGAAUGGCUCCAGGAAAAUCAAAAUGAAUUCGAGAAAGAAGUCUUUGGUCCGCCGAUGCUCAACUGCUCCAUCACAAACCAGCAGUACUCGGACCAAAUCCAGGCUCUCCUAGCUACGGAAGACUUCUUUUGCUUUACCUGUCAAACCCGUAACGACCACAAGAAACUGAGCGCACAGUUUUUUGGGAAGCUAGGCAUUUCGGUGACGAUCAGGACUUGUGGUAGCGAUUUCUCUUCGUUUCGACCGGUCAUCCCUACAGAACAAAUUCGGGCGAUGGGUCUUGACGCAUAUGCUAUCGAGUAUCUAGAAGGUCCGGAGCCCGUCCUCGCGAUGCUCUGUUCCGAAAAGAGAUUACAUACAUCCGGGGUUGCUCUUCGGGAUAUCAGUAAUGACCAAUAUGAGCUUAUAGCAAGCCGUGACGGGAUACAUAGUUGGGCUUGUGGCCCACUGAUGUAUCGAAUUACGAGACGCAAAGAAUAUGGCAACGCAGUCUCAACCACCACAAGAAAAAUUCAACCGGGUCGCUUCUGGACAGAUCAGCCUGUGGAUCAAGCUGAAAGAACCGCACUGCAAAGGCGUAUUGACGAAGCGAAUGAAGAGUACGAGGAGAUUCAAAGACAAGGGUCACAAAUCAAGACACGUAUCGCAGAAAUAGGGGAGUCUGAAAAGCCGAUCCGUGACAAGAUAGAAUUAUUGAGGAAAGAGAAGAACGAGUUGCAGAAAGCUGCCACACAAUAUGCAACUCUUGGAGAUAAAAUCGCAACCGAGAAGAGAGCCCUAGAGAGCACACAGAAAGACCUUGCGGAUUGCCGGAAGCGGAUAUUCGAGUAUAGCGCCCAAGAGGAUCAGCUUAUCCUCGAAAAGGCUCGGUCUGCUCUAAAACACAAGGAGCAGCUUUCUCAGAUUCGCGACGCCCACCAAGCGCUGCUAGAGGCUCAGAUCCGCCUCAUUGAAGCCCAAUCGGACGUGAAGGGUUUAGAAGAGCAGAACGCCAGCAUCAAACGACAGCUCGAUGAAAAGAAGGACGAGAUUGCCAAUGCUAAAGCCGAAGCGGAAAGGAUGAGAGCCGCAGCAGCAGUUGCAAGAGCUAAAGUGGUAGAGGCCGUCGGUGAGGGUGGUUCUGAGCGGCUUGCUUAUCUGACUAGUUUGGUGGAGGAUAAAACCACAGAAGAUGUCGAACAUGAGAUCGGUGCCGAGUCUACUAAACUCGAACUGAUCCAUGGGGUCGACCCGGCGAUCCUUCGGCAGUACGAGAAGCGUGCGCAGGAAAUCGAGGACCUGACGCGCAAGAAGGAAGAACUAAACGCGAAGCUCGAGUCGUACGUAAGGAGGAUCACGCAUAUCAUGGAACAAUGGGAGCCCGGCGUGGAUGGCGUCAUCGGCAAGAUCAACGACGCUUUUAGCUACAACUUCGAGCAGAUCAACUGCGCGGGCGAGGUCAACAUUCACAAGGACGAGGACUUUGAACAGUGGGCCAUCGAGAUCAAGGUCAAAUUCCGCGAAAACGAAACCCUCCAACAACUAAACCAGCACCGUCAAUCGGGCGGCGAGCGAGCCGUGUCGACGAUAUUCUACCUGAUGGCGCUGCAGAGCAUGGCACAGGCGCCGUUCCGGGUGGUGGACGAGAUUAAUCAGGGCAUGGACCCGCGCAACGAGCGCAUGGUGCACGAGCGCAUGGUCGAGAUCGCCUGCCGCGAGCACACGAGCCAGUACUUCCUCAUCACUCCCAAGCUGCUCACCGGCCUGCGCUACGACGAGCGCAUGCGCGUCCUGUGCAUCGCCUCCGGCGAACACAUGCCCCCCGCCGAGGAUGCCAAGAAGCUCGACUUCGCGAACUUGGUUAAGAUUCAGAGGAGGUUGGUCGCUUCUGCAGCGUAG
Molecule: messenger RNA, 3354 nt
Organism: Daldinia caldariorum
Lineage: Eukaryota; Fungi; Ascomycota; Sordariomycetes; Xylariales; Hypoxylaceae
Product: P-loop containing nucleoside triphosphate hydrolase protein
Exons: 5
Coding region: 1-3354 (1117 amino acids)
Biological process (GO): double-strand break repair via homologous recombination
Cellular component (GO): Smc5-Smc6 complex
Molecular function (GO): ATP hydrolysis activity; ATP binding
Source: RefSeq, a predicted model, not a curated record